Molecule: messenger RNA, 654 nt
Organism: Acanthocheilonema viteae
Lineage: Eukaryota; Metazoa; Nematoda; Chromadorea; Rhabditida; Onchocercidae
Source: the annotation of a GenBank genome assembly
AUGAAUGAUUGGGAAUCAUUGUUGUUAUUCGUGGCGAACAUUGCGCUUCGGAAUCAAAUGAAGGGGAGGAAGUCUGCAACUCGAAAAAAGAGUGGAACGGAUAUAAAAUCAAAUCCAAAACAACCCAAUGUUGCUAAAUGUCAAGCUAAUGCCCGUACAGAAGUGGAACGAUGGGUUCGACGAGCUCUGGAAAAAGGAGUUGGUGGAUUACGUGAGGAAUUUUUAAGUUUGAAGCGCUAUAUUCCAGAAGGUAUGACAACUAAUGCAUUCCAAGGCACUUUCGAAUCGGGGAAAUCUCGAUACAAGGAUGUCCCGUGUCAAGAUAAGUACCGUGUGGUUCUACGAUGGCCUGGUGUUACUGAGGAUUACAUUCAUGCAAAUUACAUUGCAACACCAAUUAAUGAGAAACGCUUCAUUUGCACCCAAGGUCCAAUGCCGAAUAGUGUGCUGGAUUUUUGGCAUAUGGUCGUGCAAGAGGAAAGUGACAGUAUUGUUAUGUUGACAAAUACAAUUGAGAAGGGCUUGAAUAAAUGUGAACAAUAUUGGCCUAAUGAUGCUGGACAGACGGUCUCAUUCGGCGAUAUUACCGUUUCAAACAUGGCGGUACCUUAUUACAAAUUAUUACAGUACGAUGGUGCCAUUAAAUUAGUUUAA